AUGAAUACAUAUCCCAUUAUUUUUGUUUUCGUAUUAUUCUUUGUAUCAAGUAAGAUGCGGACAACAAAACAAUAUAGACCAUACUUAGAAAAAUACCCAUUAUAUAAUUGCGAUAAAAAGAAGCAUUGCACUAAAGGUGGUGACAAGGUUUGUGCCAUCAACUAUGAUACGAAUAUAAUUGUCGAAUUUCCUGACAAGUGCACCUAUUAUGGAGCAAACUGCGCUAGACACGGAGAUUAUUGGUCUCUUGAAGAUCAAGAUAAUUGCAAACCAGCCAUAAUUUUUGUAACGAAAAUCAGACUCACGAAUCGUGAAUAUUAUUUGACAAAAUCGCCCUCUUCGGAUAAUACUACCACAAAGCCCAGGGCCAGGGCCAAGCAUAACGUUUUCAAUAUACAGAAAUAUACAGAAAUAUAA
Molecule: messenger RNA, 417 nt
Organism: Spodoptera littoralis (African cotton leafworm)
Lineage: Eukaryota; Metazoa; Arthropoda; Insecta; Lepidoptera; Noctuidae
Source: the annotation of a GenBank genome assembly